Messenger RNA from Calypte anna (Anna's hummingbird), 914 nucleotides. It is a transcript of the gene HYI, whose product is annotated as hydroxypyruvate isomerase (putative). The transcript is spliced from 8 exons. NCBI's taxonomy places the organism in Eukaryota, Metazoa, Chordata, Aves, Apodiformes, Trochilidae. The coding region runs from base 19 to 864 and encodes 281 amino acids. The record is from RefSeq and is a predicted model, not a curated record. Gene Ontology annotation, biological process: glyoxylate metabolic process. Gene Ontology annotation, molecular function: hydroxypyruvate isomerase activity.
ACCCCGCUCCCGCCCGCCAUGUCGCUGCGUUUCUCUGCCAACCUCUCAUGGCUGUUCCCGGAGCUCCCGGCGCUGACAGCCCGGCUGGAGGCGGCGGCGGCCGCCGGGUUCCGGGCGGCGGAGUCAGCGUGGCCGGAGGGCUGUCCGGCCCGAGAGCUGCGGGCCGCCGCGGAGCGGGCAGGGCUGCAGAUCGUCCUCCUCAACACCCCUCCCGGGGACCGUGAGGCGGGGGAGAUGGGUCUGGCGGCCGUACCAGGGCGCCAGGCCGCCUUCCGCCAGGACCUGGCCACGGCGGUGCAGUACGCCAAGGCAGUGGGAUGCCCCAGGAUCCACCUGAUGGCUGGGCGGCUUCCUGUGGGCACAGACCGGGCAGCAGUGGCAGGUGAGAUGGAAGCCACCUUCAUUGAGAAUCUCAGAUAUGCUGCUGAUCUCCUCGCUCAGGAAGAUAUGAUCGGACUUUUGGAGCCUAUUAACAACCGCAUCACUGACCCCCGUUACUUUCUGAACACUCCGCACCAAGCUGCUGCCAUCCUGGAGAAGGUGGGACGGCCCAACCUGAAGCUGCAGCUGGACCUCUUUCACUGCCAGAUAAUGGAUGGGAAUUUGUCACGCAACCUGGAGACAUACUUCCCACUCAUUGGUCAUAUCCAGAUUGCACAGGUGCCAGGGCGACAUGAACCUGACAGCCAUGGGGAGUUGAACUUCCCCUACAUCUUCGAGCUUCUGGAAUCCCUUGGCUACACUGGCUAUGUGGGCUGCGAGUAUGCUCCGAAAGGAGGUACCUUGGAAGGUCUGGGAUGGCUGCGCUCAUACUGGGAGAGCCGAGGCCUGCAGGAUGGUGGGACCAGCAAGGCAGCAGAGUAAACCAAGGAAAACACUAGAAUAAAAGUCAAAAGUAGUGGUUUUACAGAGAA